AUAUCUCAUAUUCGUCAAAAUUCCCCAAUUUUUCGUGUCUUUCAAAACCUAGCUCUAAUUUUCUUUUUAGAAUCUCUAGAUUUCCAUCCUUUUCAGUUGAAAAAUGUUGGAGCUAAGGUUAGUUCAGGGGAGUCUCUUGAAGAAGGUGAUGGAAUCGAUCAAAGAUCUGGUAAACGACGCCAAUUUCGACUGCUCAGCCACCGGAUUUUCGCUCCAGGCGAUGGACUCGAGUCACGUGGCGUUGGUCUCUCUUCUUCUUAGAUCGGAAGGCUUCGAACAUUACCGUUGUGACCGGAACAUUUCCAUGGGUAUGAAUCUGAGUAACAUGUCUAAGAUGCUAAAGUGCGCUGGAAACGAUGAUAUCAUCACUCUAAAGGCUGACGAUGGCAGUGAUACCGUUACCUUCAUGUUUGAAAGCCCCACCCAGGAUAAGAUUGCUGAUUUUGAGAUGAAGCUUAUGGACAUUGAUAGUGAGCAUCUUGGCAUACCUGAAGCAGAGUACCAUGCUAUUGUUCGGAUGCCUUCAUCUGAAUUUGCAAGAAUUUGUAAAGAUCUCAGCAGUAUUGGCGACACAGUUGUAAUCUCCGUGACUAAAGAAGGUGUCAAGUUCUCAACAAGAGGUGAUAUUGGAACUGCAAAUGUUGUAUGCAGACAGAAUACAACAGUAGAUAAGCCAGAAGAGGCUACUGUGAUUGAGAUGAAUGAACCAGUGUCCUUGACAUUUGCAUUGCGAUAUAUGAAUUCAUUCACCAAAGCUACACCACUGUCAAGCACUGUCACACUCAGUCUAUCUUCAGAGCUUCCGGUGGUGGUUGAAUACAAGAUUGCUGAGAUGGGCUACAUAAGGUUUUAUUUGGCUCCUAAGAUUGAAGAAGAUGAUGAAGAGAACAAAUCUUGAUUUAAAGCUUACAAGUUAAUGGUAUUGUUUUAUCAGUUUCUUUUAUGUAAACUUUUUUUUGUAGUUUUGUUCUUUGGGUCAUGAUCAUGAUCUUUAGUACCUUUGCCUUAUUGAUGCUUUUUAGUUAAUUAUUAAUGAUGAUUAAAAUCGAUGGUGUUGUUGUCAA
Lactuca sativa (garden lettuce) is the source of this 1064-nucleotide messenger RNA. RefSeq names its product DNA sliding clamp PCNA. Lineage: Eukaryota; Viridiplantae; Streptophyta; Magnoliopsida; Asterales; Asteraceae. Gene Ontology annotation, molecular function: DNA polymerase processivity factor activity; DNA binding. The record is from RefSeq and is a predicted model, not a curated record. Gene Ontology annotation, biological process: mismatch repair; regulation of DNA replication; translesion synthesis. Gene Ontology annotation, cellular component: PCNA complex.